This is a messenger RNA of Saccharomycodes ludwigii, 1089 nucleotides long. It is a transcript of the gene GTR2, whose product is annotated as Gtr2p. Gene Ontology annotation, molecular function: GTP binding; GTPase activity. The transcript has a single exon. Bases 1 to 1089 code for a protein of 362 amino acids. NCBI's taxonomy places the organism in Eukaryota, Fungi, Ascomycota, Saccharomycetes, Saccharomycodales, Saccharomycodaceae. The record is from RefSeq and is a predicted model, not a curated record. Gene Ontology annotation, cellular component: nucleus; fungal-type vacuole membrane; Gtr1-Gtr2 GTPase complex. Gene Ontology annotation, biological process: cellular response to starvation; positive regulation of TOR signaling; cellular response to amino acid stimulus.
AUGGAACACAGUAGUAGCAGCAACACCACAUCUGAAUUAACUACGGCAGAUGACUCUAAAGCCACAAUUUUAUUGAUGGGAUUAAGAAGAUGCGGGAAGUCAUCUAUAUGUAAAGUUGUAUUCCAUAGUAUGCAGCCAUUAGACACUCUUUACUUGGAAAGUACAUCUAAACCAACAACAGAACAUUUCAGUACAUUGAUUGAUUUAUCAGUAAUGGAAUUGCCCGGUCAAUUAAAUUAUUUUGAGCCGAAUUACGAUUCAGAAAGAUUAUUCCAAAACGUUGGUGCAUUAGUUUAUGUUAUUGACUCGCAAGAUGAAUAUUUAAACGCAUUGGCCAAUUUAUCGAUGAUCAUCGAAUAUGCCUACAAGGUCAAUCCCAAAAUUAAUAUUGAAGUUUUGAUUCACAAGGUUGAUGGGUUAAGUGAAGACUUCAAAUUAGAUACACAGAGAGAUAUCAUGCAGAGAAUUGGUGACGAAUUGUUAGAUUUAGGAUUAGAAGGGGUUUCCAUUUCAUUUUAUCUAACCAGUAUUUUUGACCAUACAAUAUAUGAGGCGUUCAGUAGAAUUGUACAAAAAUUAAUCGUGGAAUUACCAUUUUUAGAAAAUAUGUUGGAUAAUUUGGUCCAACAAUCUAAUAUCGAAAAGUGUUUUCUUUUUGAUGUGAAUUCUAAGAUUUAUGUCAGUACUGACUCAAGUCCGGUGGACAUUCAAACAUACGAAGUUUGUGCUGAGUUUGUUGAUGUGAUAUUGGAUCUAGAAAAUUUAUACAAAUCCACGGAAACCACUGGUUUUAUGGAUAAAGAAAUGAUGGGAGUAUCAAAAUUGAAUAAUGGGGUUUAUAUCUAUUUAAAACAAAUGAUCAGGGGCUUGGCCUUGGUAGGGUUAAUAAGAACUAAUACUACUGGUAAUAACAACAAUAACAAUUUCUUGGCUGUUAUUGAUUAUAAUGUUGAUAUUUUUAAAAAGGGGUUGCAAGAAAUCUGGGCACACACUAGAUUGAAUAAACAAAAUCAAAUAAGUACUUCUAGUACCUUUGUUGAUAACACUAAUGAUCCUAGACAUAAUUUAAUAACAAGCUCGAAUAUAUAA